Molecule: messenger RNA, 5519 nt
Organism: Monopterus albus (swamp eel)
Lineage: Eukaryota; Metazoa; Chordata; Actinopteri; Synbranchiformes; Synbranchidae
Gene: nup188
Product: nucleoporin 188
Exons: 43
Biological process (GO): RNA export from nucleus; protein import into nucleus
Cellular component (GO): nuclear pore inner ring
Molecular function (GO): structural constituent of nuclear pore
Source: RefSeq, a predicted model, not a curated record
UGCACGGCAACAACAACGAAGAAGAAUCUGCCCAUGGCAUUAAUGACGUCACACGCAACAACCAAUCACUUGGCAGGGGCGAAGAUGGCGGAAUCGGAGAUGAUUGUCAGAAGCUGUCGAGAAUUCUGGACCAUACUGACGGGUAGAUCAGCAUUGCGAGAGCCAGCUCAGAUAGAGGCAGAGCUUGACAGACAUUGGGACAGACUGUAUCAAGGACUCGGUUACUACAAGCCACCCAGCUCCUCUUCCGCUCAAAAAGUGAAGGAGAAGAAAGAUGUUGUACAACCAUUGAAGGAUUUUGGUCUGAGGAUCAGUAAAUUCUUGGGUCUCGAUGAGCAGCAGAGUGUGCAGCUUUUACAGUGCUACCUACAGGAGGAUUACAGAGGAACCCGUGAUUCAUUAAAGGUUGUUCUCAAGGAUGAGCGACAGAGUCAGGCACUACUGCUGAAGGUAGCUGACUAUUACUAUGAAGAGCGCAUGUGCCUGCUCAGAUGCGUCCUCCUUGUGCUCACAUACUUUCAGGAUGAACGUCAUCCCUACAGGGCUGAGUACUGUAACUGUGUCAAUAAACUGGAAAAGGACCUAGUGAGCAACUACCAACCUCAGUUGGAGAAUCUUUUCAGAGCAGAAGCACCAACAUGGGAAACUCAUGGAAACCUCAUGACAGAGAGGCAGGUGUCUCGAUGGUUCUUGCAGUGUCUCAGAGAACAGUGCCUGCUGCUCGAGAUCAUCUUCCUCUAUUAUGCUUACUUUGAGAUAAGUCCACCUGACCUGCUGAGCUUCACCAAAAUGUUUAAGGAGCAGGGCUUUGGUUUGCGGCAGACCAACAGACACCUAGUCGACAAAAGCAUGGACACAUUGGUUGACCGCAUCGGAUAUUUGAGCUCUCUCAUCCUGGUUGAGGGAAUGGAUAUAGAGUUCUUGCACAAGUGUGCCCUGGAAGACUGUACAGAGCAGCAUGAGAUCUGCAAGGCUCCCGAGGUCAUCAAGGAAAUGGAUCAGCUGCUGCUGACGUUCGGUGACAUCCCUCAUUAUGGGCCGGUGCUGCUGGCUUGGGUCCUGCUGAGGCACACGCUUAGACCAGACGAGUCCAGCCCUGUGAUCAAGAGGAUAGGCAACACGGCCCUGCAGCUGGAGGUUUUCAAGUAUCUUUCAACCAUGCUGAAAGGCCUUGGAGUCUCAGGGAAUAAUUGCACAGCAAUCACAGCAAAGAUGUGCAUCUAUGGCCUCCUCUCAUUUGUGAUCACCUCUUUUGAAGAAGAGAGUUUACAGACUGGCGGUGUAGCAACGCAGUGCUCUCACCUGAUCGACGCUGCCUGCGAGGUUCUCUCUGCUCCCAGUCUGGCUAAAAUCUUUUGGGAAAUGAAGCCCAACAUGGGAUUGGGAAUGAUCCUGGACAGUGCAGCUGGGAUGUUUCCUCACAAGAUUGGACCACUGUUACAACUUCUAACUGCACUUCUGUCAAACAAGUCAGCUGUCAAAAAGGUUUACAACUUUUUGGAUAAGAUGUCCUUCUACACACAAGUUUACAAACAUAAACCCAAUGACAUCAUCUCCAAGGAUGAUGGGACACUGUGGAGGAGACAAACCCCAAAGCUCCUCUACCCUCUCGGCGCAGGGCAGACUAACCUGUGGAUGCCACAGGGAGUGUUUGGCCAGGUGAUGAUUGGAGGCGAGCAGGGUUACGUGGUGCGCUGGGACUACUCCUACAGCUCCUGGACUCUCUUCACGUGUGAGGUGGAGAUGCUGCUGCAUGUCGUUUCAACUGCAGAUGUUAUAGCUCACUGUGCACGUGUGAAGCCCAUCCUGGAUCUGGUGCACAAGUUCAUAAGCACAGACUGGAAUGUGUCAGAUUGUCUGUUGCCUCUUACUUCACGCAUCUACAUGUUGCUGCAGAGGUUAACAUCAGUCAUUAACCCUCCAGUGGAUGUCAUUGCCUCCUGUGUGAACUGCCUCUCCGUACUGGCUGCGAGGAUGCCUGUGAAGGUGUGGUCCAGUCUGCACCACACUGGUUUCCUCCCAUUUGCCUCCAGCCCUUUGACCAGUAUGGCUCAGUGUGUAAGUGCUGAGGGGAUGAAGGCAGGUAACUAUGGCAACCUGCUGGUCCAGAUUGAACAGCCCAGGGGGGAGUAUGCAGUGACCAUCGCCUUCCUUCGUCUCAUUACAACCCUGGUUAAGGGUCAGCUUGGCAGCACUCAGAACAAAGGCCUGAUCCCCUGUGUGUUGCUGGUGCUCAAGGAGAUGCUGCCCACCUACCAUAAGUGGCGUUACAACACGUAUGGCGUCAGGGAGAGGAUAGGUUGUCUUAUUUUGGAGCUAAUCCAUGCCAUUCUGAAUCUGAGCCCAGAGGGGGUGGAUCAGGGCAGCACUCCCACCCUCCAGUCUCUGUGUAUCUACAGCCUGGCCAACACUGAGGCUGGACAAGCAGUCGUCAAUAUCAUGGGAGUUGGAGUGGACACCAUAGAUGUGGUCCUGGCUGCUCAGCCCAGCAGCUGUGGCUCAGAGGGUCCCGGUCAGGUCUUGAUCCAGACAGUCAAACUGGCCUUCUCUGUCACAAACAACGUUAUCCGUCUGAAGCCGCCGUCUGAUGUUGUGUCCCCUCUGGAGCAGGCUCUGACACAGCAUGGGGGCCAUGGCAACAAUCUUAUAGUUGUCCUGGCCAAGUACAUUUACCACAAACAUGAUCCAGCACUGCCUCGCCUUGCAAUCCAGCUGCUAAAACGACUCGCCACAGUGGCUCCCAUGUCAGUAUACGCGUGUCUUGGCAGCGAUGCAGCUGCCAUCAGGGAUGCGUUCCUCACUCGGCUGCAGAGCAAAACAGAAGACAUGAGGAUCAAGGUCAUGAUCCUUGAAUUUCUUACAGUUGCUGUGGAAACUCAGCCUGGACUCAUUGAGCUUUUCCUCAACCUGGAAGUCAAAGAUGGAAAUGAGGGCUCAAAGGAGUUUCUUCUGGGUGAGUGGAGCUGUCUUCAUGCGGUGUUGGACCUGAUUGACUCUAAACAGCAGGGCAAAUACUGGUGUCCCCCGCUGCUCCACCGAGCGGCCCUGGCCUUCCUCCUCGCCCUCUGGCAGGAUCGCAGAGACAGUGCCAUCUCUGUCUUGCGUUCCAAGUAAGCUUUUCUCUCAUCAUUGACAACACCUCUCUUCGCCACCCUCACCCCACCUUCAGACACCACAGAGCCUUGUGUUCUAGAGACGUGCGCUUUUGUCAUGAAAAUCAUCGGCCUGGAGAUCUACUAUGUUGUCGGUGGCUCCUUGGAGCAGUCUCUAAAGGACGGGCUGCAGAAGUUCUCCAACAUGCGGCGCUAUGAGUACUGGUCCCAGUAUGUCAAGUCUCUUGUGUGCUAUGUGACAGAGAUGGAAGAGGAAGGCAUCUGCUACCUGCCAGAGACCCAGAUAUUGAUAUCUGCUUGGCGGAUGCUGCUAAUUCUUUCCACUAGCCAUUCUGGUGUGAUGCAGCUAACAGAGGAUUCAACCAAACUGAAGCUUUUCAUGGACGUCCUAGAUGGGACUAAAGCUGCUUUAACAACACCCACGUCUGUGCCUUGUCUUCGUCUUGGAUCCAUGAUGGCCACUCUUCUGCUCAUCCUCCUCAGUCAGUGGAGAAGCGUGGUAGCAACAGCUCCUGACAUCCUGUCUCCCCUCUCUCUGAUCCUGGAGAGUGUCCUCCAAGCUGACCAGCAGAUGGAGAAGACCAAAGCCAAAAUCUUCUCCGCUCUUAUUUCAGUGCUGCAGAUUCAGGGACUCAAUAGUGGGGACAUUUCCCAGCUUCCCCAGCUGCUGUCAUGUGUGUGCGAGACGGUAAAAGAUGAGGCCCUGGCACUCGCUGACAAUACUCGUCGCCUAAACCAGAUGGGUGACACAAUGGAGGAUGAGGACAGCAUGGAGACAGACUCUCCCCGCGGCCCACAGAAGGACCAGAGAGACGGGGUGUGUGUGCUAGCACUGCACUUGGCAAAGGAGCUGUGUCGCACUGAUGAGGACGGUGAGCACUGGGUGUCUGUGAUAAGGAAGGUUCCGGUCCUCCCCUCUGUGCUCAGCGCUGUGGAGCUCAGCCUCCGAUGCAAACACAACCUCUACUUCACCGAGGCUGCACUUCACCUGCUGCUCACACUGGCCCGCACUCCUCAGGGGGCAGCAGCCGUUGCUGGGGCAGGAGUCAUCCAGACGAUCUGCCUCCCUCUUCUUGGUGUCUAUGAGGUCUCUUCAAACGGAUCAUCACAGAGUUUCUCCCGCAAGUCCCAGGACUCUGCCUGUUGGCCAGGGGUGUACCGCCUCUGCAUGUCCUUAAUGGAGAGUCUGAUCAAGACUCUGCGCUACAACUUCAUCAACGAAGCCCUGGACUUUGUAGGAGUACAUCAAGAACGCAUACUGCAGUGUCUGAACGCAGUGCGAACAGUGCAGAGCCUGGCGUGUUUGGAUGAGGCCGACCACACGGUUGGUUUCCUGCUGCAGCUCUCAAGCUUCUGUAAAGAGUGGCAGUUUCACCUGCCCAGACUGCUCCGAGAUGUACAGGUAAAUCUGUGUUAUCUGUGCCAGACCUGCACGUACCUGCUCCACAGCAAGAAGAUGCUCCAUCACUUCCUCCAGACUAAAAACGGAGAGGCACUGCCCCCUGGUCCCCUACCCAGGACGCAGCGGCCCCCACAGACCCCGUCUAAACAGGCAGCAGGUGGUGGGGAGAGAGAGGAGGCCGAGCAGAAGGCUCUGCUGGCAGUGCAGUGCAGUCUGCUGAAGAUCCUCAGCAAAACCCUGGCAACCCUGCAGCACUUCACACCAGACUGCUGCCAGAUACUCCUGGACCAGUGUAUGGACCUGGCAGAGUACAGGACCCUGUUUGUGCUCAGCUUCACAACUCCAGCGUUUGACCCUGACGUGGCUCCUUCAUUUGGAACCCUGCUGGCCACCAUCAACGUGGCCCUGAGCAUGCUGAGUGAGAUGGAGAAGAAGAAAGAGCCAGUUUCCCUCAGUAUAGCUUCACUAGCUUCACCAGAGGAGUUACAAGCUCUGAGGUCGUUGCUGAUGUUCACCAUGGAGAACUGUUUCUACGUCCUCAUCUCUCAGGCUGUUCGCUGUCUCAAAGACCCCUCCAUCCUCCCUCGAGACAAACAAAGGCUCAAGCAAGAGCUCAGCUCUGAACUGAGCACUCUUCUCUCGAGCCUGUCCCGCCACUUCCGCAGGGGCUCGCCCUCGUCUCCGGCCACCCAGUCCAAACCGCCCACACCGGGCUCCAAGGUGAGCCACGAAGGUCAGGAGCCGAUCAUCCAACUAGUCCAGGCCUUUGUCAGACUUGUGCAGAGAUGAAUGUAAUUUCCAGCACAAGAUGCAGAGCCACCCCCCCAUGCAAAUACUCACUGUUCAGUUACAAAACAAACAUUGUUUUUACAUCUUCAAUAGUACAAACAGAAAACGUUAACUUUGUGUACAGUUAGUCCUUCAAAUGGCACAGAUUUCUGACCUGGAGUUUAAUCUAAUGGCCUAACUCUUUGGUUGUGGUCAAAUACAGUUAUAACAAAGUG